Molecule: messenger RNA, 1536 nt
Organism: Wallemia mellicola CBS 633.66
Lineage: Eukaryota; Fungi; Basidiomycota; Wallemiomycetes; Wallemiales; Wallemiaceae
Exons: 5
Coding region: 1131-1487 (118 amino acids)
Source: RefSeq, a predicted model, not a curated record
GCUGAGAGUAUUAGCUUAUAAUACUUAUCUACAGUUCUCUGGAUUAGUUGGUGCAUACAAGAAUGUGCGGGGUGAGUUUAUCUCGAUUAGUGAAAGUAUUUUCUCAUAUUAUUGCAGAAUUAAAUGGCAGAUUCUUCGGUGGAAGUCAAGUAAAGGCGAGAUAUUAUCCAGAUAAUGCAUUUGACAGGGGUAACUAUGAUUUGUAAUACUAGCGAAAAUGUAAAUUAGGAAUUUUAACUGUUGUAUUUGUGUCCAACACCUCUUUGUAAAUCAUCGAGGAUUUUCUUGUCUAUUUCAGCAGCAGCUUCACUAUUCAUAUUACUAUUCCUAGACUUAUUUAUUAUUUCCAAAAUAAACCGGCUGAUAUUAUUCUCUCCAAUUUCAACAAUUGCGCGACUGCCCCAGCUAUAUUCAUAAUCGUGAUUACCAACAUUUGAUUUCUUCUUUUCAAGGUAAUUCUGCCGAGAUAGAGUUGAAAGGAAGUUGUCGAGGAGUACUCUGCCUUCACCUGGCAAUGGUUGAUCUUUUGAAAUGCCAAGUUUCUUCAGAUUGGAAGUCAGUUGAACAUCUGAAACUAUGCCACCAUUUCCAUAAAUAAUUGCUAAUAUAGAGUGUAAAAUGCCAAUGUGGCUGAUGUUUUCAUGUCUACUAAAAGCUUCUGACUGAUUAUUCGGUUGUUCUGCUGUAUUUAUUAGCGCGUAAGCUCGUGUUCCAGUUUUAGGAGGUAUAUCUUCUAAUUUUGCGCUUUCUUUAGGUGGUAAUUCCCUCAACUCGUAACCAAAUGUUGAUCGUAGUAUAUCAUUGGCACCAUCGAUAGCAGCUAAUAAUUCAUCUUUACCUGAAAUGUUACACUUCUUCGUUAUCUCAUCCUUCCUCAGGGCUGUUCUUCUACCUUCUGCUGAUAAAGCCAGACGAACGAGAGAUGACUGCUGUUUUUUAUAUUUACGAUUUGUUAUAUUAUCAGAAUAAUUAUCCAUUCUGACAUCUUCUUCGCUAUCAGACAUAUUGAGUGUAUAUAAAGAAGAUAGUAUGAUAGUAUCUUAUUGAAUAAAGAUCAUUCUAUUCCUUGAAAAUUAGCAUUUCAAAGGAUCCAGAUUAUCAGCUUAGUAAUCCACCACCAAGACAGAAAAAUGCCAUCAUUAUCAGAAAGUGCAGCUGCAGUAAUGCCAUCAAUACAAGAGAAGCUUGCUAUUAUUAGCGGCCCAUUCAAUGUACUCGCAAAGGUCGUAGUAGAACAAGGACACGCUGACGAAGUUGAAGCACUGUUGAAAGAAGUCGCUGAACUCGCUAGAAGCGAUAAAGAACCAGAAACUUUGACUUACCGUAUCUCAAGAGGUAUCAAGGCUGAUGAUCACACUUUCAUUGUUUACGAAGAAUACACAGGUCCAGUAGGAUUAGGUGUACACACUUCUUCACCACAGUUUCAAAAAUUGGCUGCAUACCCACAUGUCGUCAAGGCUGAUUUGGAAGUUUACAAGGAAUUUUAAAUCAAAUAUUAUGUAUCAGUAAUAUAGUUUCAUUUUAGAUACUCUAAAC